AUUAAUCCAACUUAUUCAUUGAUGCUUUUUCUGUUAAAGUUUAACCUUUGCCAGUUUAGAACAAAAAAGACUGACCAACACUGCUUCGUGCUGGAUAACUUUGAAAUGAGCUUAAAUUAAACUGGGUAAAGUCAGUUACAGAGAUUUCGGAUCGCGAGAGCAAAACAAAGCGCAAUAUUCCUGACACGAAACGCGGGAUGUUAACGUUACAUGAAUCGAAAGCGACUAACAUCUAAAAGUUGCAUGUUUUUCACAAGAAGGUGGUAAGAAGUCCCUUUGUAUCGUCGCUUGGGGAUAAAGGGGCGGGUUGAUGGGGUUUGUGUGCGGUUCUCAAGGCAACGGUCUGAAGUUCAUGCAUGCAUUCAUAUGAAGAGCUCCGUGUACGCACUUAUUUCUGAGGUAGUUUUACAUGAGUGUCAACUCCUGAGUGGAUAAUAAUAAAUUAGUAACUGGUCUGAUAAUCUCUUCGCUAUGACCCUGAGAGAUCUCAACAUUGCUGCUGAGGAGAUGCGGGUGCUGCAGGGGCUCAGGGUGAAGUGAGAGAUAAAGAGGCAGCUGAUGGAGCGGAACAGAGGUGGUACCCCUGCAGGAGUUUUGGUGCGGACAACAGCCCCAGUAUACUCCUCUCCCUCAAGCCCAGAGGGGUCAGACUUCAGCUGGGAUGAAGAAGCAGAUGAGGACUUCCAAAGCCAGAUGGAUGAGAAUGGCAUCAUUGGUCUGGCAGAGAGUCAAGGGCAGCUGGAGGUGGAACACAGAGAAGAGGAAAUAGCAGAGGACCUGUUGUGGGAUGUGAAGACCCCAGAACCUGAAGAUGGACCACCACCAUCUGCACUCCAGGAGAUAAGCUGUCAUCUCAGUGAACUGCUUUACUCUGAACCUUUCUCUCAGCCCACUUACAUGCAAGAACAGAUUGCAGAUGAUGACCAGAGUGUUUGUUUGGAGGACUGGACUGAUGACGAAAAUGAUGCCAGGAGCCCAACAAUCCACAUAGAGCAAUUAAACUCUUUUCCAGAGAGAGACAGAACAUUAGACAUGACAGAUGAAGAUCUAGAAGAAAACGACACAAGUGAAGACAUUCAGAGACACACAGAUCAGUCAUGUCCUGUCACAGAAGAGAUGGCGACUCACAUCGACAGAAUUAAGGGCCUUGAUUUCAGUAACCAUAGGAAUGAGGAUUCCCAAAAUAUUCCAGAUUUAGAAAUAACAGAGCAUUCGGAAGAAAGUGACUAUGAGGUACUCAAGAAAAACAGGGUGCGUUUUCCUCCAACCACACUUUUUUCCUCUCCAAAUACUCUUCAUACCUUUCCUCAUUUGACCUCAGAGAAGCAGAUAAGUAAAUGGGGGGUUGAGGCUGAGACUUUUCCAGAUCAAGCUCUCCCCAGUAGCAGGGUGGAGUCAUCUCUGAGCAGUCAUCAAAACUCAGCCUCUAAAACUGUUCUAUAUAAGUGGGAGGAGCUUAAACCCAAGGUCACAACUCAGACUUCAGCGAAAAGUCCUGUAACGAAAAGCAGACUUGAACAAACAAUCCACGAUGGUAUGAAUGAAGAGGAAUUACACACUCCUUACCACAACCACCAGCUUCCAACUCCCUCUCCUAGAAAAACAAACUCAGAUUCUCAGGAUUUUUCUAAAGCGAGCAGCUCUCCAGUUUCUCUACCUCACCGUUCUUCAGCUAAAAAUAACCCAAGAAUCUCCAAAACCUCUUACACUGAUCCAGAUGAUGUCAGGAAAGGGCAACUGAGCCACCCAUUACCAGAUUUCUCAAAAGUGGAGCCAAAGGUUCGUUUCCCAAAGGGUGGAUACAAGCCCCCUAAAAGUCGUGCAGUUGCUUAUGGCAAAACGUCACACACAGAUCUUCCUAUAGUGUUCAAAUCUCCUGCUGAGAUUGUGCGAGAGGUCCUGUUAAGCAGCACUGACGAAUCUCCAGAAAGUCCAACAUCCAGCAAGCAUCUAAACAGGACGGUACCAGAAGAGUUUCGCUGCCCCCAACAGGCCAGCACACUUGUGCAACAGCUACAGGAGGACUAUAACAGGCUGCUGACCAAGUAUGCAGAUGCUGAAAACACGAUUGACCGACUCCGUCUUGAAGCUAAGGUAGGUCUUUAUUCUGACCCUCCCAAACCCAGUACUGCUGUCCUGUCAGGUGUCAUUCAGGAGGGGUCAAAGGUCAUGACCCUCAGCUUUCCUCAAGCACAGAGGGUAGUGUUUGGUGCAGAUUCUGCUAAUGUGACCCAGCAGAAAGAUAACUCAGAAAACUCCAAAAAAGCCCCAACUCGCCCAUCUUCCGUGAACUCUGUCUCCUCCAGGAGGUCUGGAUCCAUCGGUGUGACUGCAGAGCAUUUAACAGAAACUCUGACCAACCAAACCUGCAGAUUUCAGCUACAGGUUGAUUCUUUUGAGAAACUACUGAAAAAUGGGAAACUGAAGCCCUGUGAACAGUUUAAGGGCCUGUCCACACUGGCUGAGGGACAGGAGUCUCUCGAGAGGGCUUACCUGGAUGCACGAGCCCAGUUUCAGAUGCUACAGCAACAUCAAAGCAGGCCUUCGACCUUUGACCCAGACAGGGAACUAGAGGGUCAGAUAUUCAAAUCAGGGAUGCGAUUGGAGGAACUGAGAGAGCGAGGAAAACAGAACCAGCCCACUUUUGAACCUCCUUCGACUCCACCUCCUCAUUCUGACAUGCUGUCUUUGUCCAUGCUGGAGACUGAACCAUUACCCGAGAGCCCACUGGCAGCCACACAUCCUGAGGCUUGUGUCGGUGUGGAGGUGAGUUCAGUUAGUGGAGAGAGUGAUGAAGACAGAGAGGAAGAAGAGAUGCUUCCAUCCCAUCUUCAUCCUUUGUAUGACAAACAUCAGCGUGUGGAGAAGGACUUUGGUAACCUCAUUGAUCGCUACCAAAGUUUUAAAGAGCUCCCAGGGCUGAUGGACAGAAGCGUCACUUUGAUGAGCUGCGACUCUGUGGAUUUUGAAGACUCUUCUCCUACCAGAAAUGGAUGUUUAAAGGACAGACAGCAACACAGGGCAACCACUGAAAGAGAAAAAACUAUAUCUGCUCGCACGCAGCCUGCAGCAGAUUGUGGCCCUCCCUCUGGCCCAUCCGUGAGGUCACAGGUGUGUGAUCCUAUGGAAACUCGCCCCAAGGCCCUUUGCCACUCCUCUCUGUUGCCAGGGCAACCGGGCAGGGAGGCGAAAACAGCAGGAAACCGAAAGGAUCUCAGCAGCAGCCUGACCAGCCUGGCCGAGAGCACAGAGACUGGAAAUGUGCUCUUAAAAGCAAAGCCCAAGACUGUUGUAGCACCCCCUCUGGAUGGAGUUGUGUCUCCAGAGACAGACAGUGGUUUUAUGGGCUCUGAGAGCAGUCGAUUCACUCCUGCAGUACACAGUCCUCUCCAGCAGAGGACAGUAGGAAGUUGCAUGAAGCCAUCUGGUACAGACAUAAAGGACACCGUAAAACCAGACUCUGCUCCUCCCACCAGGCAGACUUUGGUGUUAAACCCCUCUCGCUCCCAACCCUUUACGAAUCACCCUACAGAAAACCUCAGCACAAGAGGAAGUCCAGGUUCUGUUAGGAGGAGAGGAAGCGAGGAGAGAUGUUCUGCUUCCAGCCUUGCUACUUCUGCCUCCCCUCUUCAUUGGCCUGAAACCCCCCUCCAACACUGGCCGACCAACCUCACCAGCCAAUCAGAGCAUUGGAGUGAUCAGGGAGAAGAAAAAGCACAAGAAAAACCAUACCCACAACCAGCCAAUCAGCACUUCUGCUUUCAAAGAGGCCACUCCCGCCGUGUACCCCAUCACCAUGCUGACCUCAAAGCCCAAAGUUCUGUCCAGCUAACAAAUCAACAAGAGGCCCUUCAGUCUCUACAGCAGGAAGUGAACAAACUAAAAGAAAGACUAGAGGGAAGUCUGAGUGUCUCCAAACCUGCCAACCCAGUUAGAGCGCCCUCUACCUUCACGAAGGACAGCGGGAUUCACACAUUUCCACAGACCGCAACACCUCAGUGGCUUGGUUUAAGGUCUUCAGAGAGAAAGGGAGGGCAGGUGGAGAUGAGGAGAAACAGGGAUGCAGAGGAAAAUGUAAGAGGAAGCACACCACGAGCAGCCCCGAGGAAGAGAUCAGCAUCUUUAUCUCGAAAUAGAUCUGAAUCCAAUACAAGUAUGUUCAUCUCAAGUGAUUCUGAACGUGCUCAGUCUGAGCCGAGAUCAUCUACAUUUAGUUAUAUCCCAGUGUCACCUAUGAUGUCAAGAGAAAGAAGACAAAUCAGAGCAAGAUUCGGACCUCACAUAGACUCCCGGCUUAAUGGCACAUCCGAGGGCGGAUCUGAUGAUAAUGAUGAAACAGAGCCAAUCCGAGUCCCAGAUCUGACCUGUCCACAAUGCAUGUCCAAGCGUACUGCUGGUUCUGCACGUCCAGUGAGAAGUUCUCCACGUCAUGCCCAGUCCCACUGCAGCCAUUGUCCAUUGUGUGGUGCAUUACAGUUCAGUCAAUCAAGAGCCCCUCAGUCAGAAAAUCAGGACCCAGUCCACACCCUCAGAUGGAGUCAACCAAUGAGGGCCUCACAUGGGGACAGAGUGGGUGUGAACAUUCCAGUGGCCCCUCCCCUUACAGCGCUGGGUAGUGUUCCAGUCGUCCCAUAUGUGCCAGUCUAUCCUUCAACUUUUUACUUAUCCAGCCCUGUAACAACACAGGCCCACUCACAAUCAUUUAACGUCUUGCCAAGUCCCUCAAGAGAUGAGAGGUCAGAGGUUAGGGGUCAUCGCCGGCGUUCUCUUUCUAUGGACCAUCAGUCGUCUUCUUUGAGCAGCUCUCUGACACGUGCCAUCACGGUAGCUAGAAACAUGAGGCGGGUCUCACGUCACAUGACUCACUCUCUGGCCUCAGGACUGGAGAACAUGAGUUAUCUCACCAUGACCUACUGACGCCUUCGUUUACAUUUAUUCGUUUAGCAGAGGCUUUUUUCCAAAGUGACUUACCAAUAUGACUACAAAAGUGACACCUGUCUCGCCAUUUUACAGAAGAUGCAUGGCGCUAGUCAUUUUUUGGAAACGAACUGAAAAAAAUGGAAAAACAUUAAACACACUCAUAGGUUGACAAAUGCAUUAAAGUUGUUACUUUUUUAUUGGUUUUCAUAUAAACAUUUCUUUGUGGAAGCGAUUUGUGAUGGAAAGACGUGUAAAAUGAUGUAAAAUUUGAAAUGUCUCAGGUAACGCAGUCAUAUAAAGUGGCAUUUGCAUUAUGGCAGCUUAAACAUACACAACAAUGGCUUCAAAAAGUAUUUGGACUAGUGUAAGACACACUCAAUGCUUUAUUUAACAUCAAAAUGUUUAUUUUAAAGAAUUUUCGAGCAAGCAAAAAAUUAAAUAACAUAAACUUGAGAUAUAAAUUUAUUCAUCCACUUAAAUUUACCUUGGCUUCUUUGCUUACUUCGUAUACUCCACUUUCUCCCACAGUCCAAAAACGUGCAGGUUAGGUGAAUUAGAGAUGUCAUUAUAGUCCUUUUCUUUCUUUCUGUGUAGAUCAACUAAUAUAGAUUAACCGGUUCUCCCAAUGAAUAGUCAUAUAUACAUACUCAAAUGGCGUUAAAAAAUACAUUCGUAAAUUUACCUUGGAACCUGAUGGUAAAGUAUUUGGAAAAAAACUAAAGAAAUUAAAUAAUUCUUAGAAAAUGUCUAAAAGCUAUGAUGUUUACAAAUUUUUCAGUGUGUCCAAAUACAUUUAGGGCUCACUGUUAUCUCAUAAAGCUCAUUUACACAAUGUAUCAAAUUCAGUGGCGGCUGGUGACUUCUUUUUUCGAGGGCGCUCGAUGCGUUGUAUGUAGCCCUUUCUUUGUGUGGUUCGUAAUUUCAAAUAUGUGUUCUGCGCGUCAAGAGAUCCUGUGUGCAUCACGUGUCUUGUCAAAAUGAGUGCCUCUGAUGCAGACGCGUCUAAAGGGUUUAUGAUAAAAGAGAUGCUCGUGUUUGCCAGAUACUCGCAUAAUUUCAUGCGUAAUCACAGUUUACUGUUAAGGGAGUGUCUUUUAUGAAGGUGAGCGUCUCUUUUAUCAUAAACGGUUUUGAUGCAUGUGCAGCAGGCACUUAUUUUGACAAAACACAUGAUGCACAUGGUUCACAUGACGCAACAAACACUAUUUUGAAAACACAAGCAACACACAUGACACACCGAACACUUAAUUUGAAUAUGCGCCUCUCGGAUGAGCAGUCACGAGCAACCACUGAUCAAAUUUAUGUUUACACAUUUUUUUUCCACUUUUACAUUUUGAAUGUGAACAUGUUUUAUCUUAUGAAUCUGUAAGUGACAGAUUUGUGAAUUCUAAAAUAUUUUUCUAAUUGAGAAAAAACAGUGCUGCUGAUCUAGUUGAAUUGUUUGUUUUAUGGGACCCUUUUACUUGUAUUGAUUUACACAUUUUAAUCUGAAUAAUUGUUUUACACUUGUGCCUUUACUUUUAACUUUACAGUCAACAUCAGCAGAUAUUCAGUGCAGUGGAGUGUAGACAAUCCCAAAAUACUUUGAGUCACAAGAGUUUGUACAGUAGCAGCAUUAAGGUCAGUAUUCAAGGACCAGCAUGCAUUUCACUUUGUGAACCACAAUCUAGGGACUUAUGUAUAAACAAAAUUUUGGAGUAGCCUACAUAAUUUUAAUAAAUGAACAAUUGACUAGAGACUGGGGUCAUUGAUAAGUUAGAUUAUGAAUGUCACUGGUAUGCGAGUUUAUAUUGUACAGUAGCAAUUAUUAGCUUUUAGUUAUGAAUAAGAUGUAAGAUUUUUUUAAUCUUAUAGGUUGUGCAAUGAAGAUUACAUUUUCUUCUGAGGAUUUAAAGACAGUUAGGGAAAGAACGAAGCUUUGGGAAAAUGCUUUUUGAGGUAAAUGUAAAAAACAGUAAGGUGUUUGAUGUUUUAUAUUUAUAUAGUUGUAAUUGCAGGCAUUUAUUUACGAUUAUAAAAAGAAUCUUAAAUAUUUUACAUGGUGUGUUGUCCUGUUUUUUGUGGCCCUGCCUCUGUUUGUCAUUUUUUUUUAAGAUAAGGAACAACCAGGAUCUUUCAUGUGACUUCUCUCAAGCGUCAUUGCUACAGUAUUUGUUUGGAGGUAAAUCAAACAGUCCAUGCCAACACUUACAUUUUUAAUUUAAUUUCCAUAUUUAUGGAAUUCCUACAUUUAAAAUGUAUUUCUAAAGCAUGCAGUUAUAGAUAGAUAGAUGAAGAAGAUGCUUAAAGCAUGCCACAAAAUUACUAAAUUCCAUAUUUUGUAAUGGAAGCCAAUUUAUUAGACAGCCUUAGUACAUCGGUACACAUGAAGUAUACUUUAGUUUGUGCUUCAACACUCGCAAACAUAGAUUCCCACAGAUUUAGGACGCACUACGUUCUUAUUUAUUGAUAUUCUUUGAAAAAUAAAUAUAAUAGAAAUCAACCAAGUAGACACGGUUGAGUGCUUGACAGCAGCAAACUCAAAAUAAGGUAAUAUUUUAAAAAGAGAGCAAUAACCAUAAGCAUUUGCAUCACAAAA
Molecule: messenger RNA, 7498 nt
Organism: Paramisgurnus dabryanus
Lineage: Eukaryota; Metazoa; Chordata; Actinopteri; Cypriniformes; Cobitidae
Gene: akna
Product: AT-hook transcription factor
Biological process (GO): neuroblast division in subventricular zone; epithelial to mesenchymal transition; neuroblast delamination
Cellular component (GO): centrosome
Source: RefSeq, a predicted model, not a curated record